CUGAAAUGGGCAAGACCUUCCGAGAUGUCCAUCUCUGUUGGCUGGGACCUGUCAUCCCUGUGCUGAGGCUUGUUGAUCCUGCAUUUGUUGCGCCCCUGCUCCAUGCCCCAGGUCAUGAUAACAUGUGCCCCUGUCAUAUAUACCAGGAUGUGUUGGGACGUGUCAGAGAGCUGCAAUUGACAGUGUGUCCUAGGUCUUUGCAGAGGCCUGUAGAGUGCUGUGCUGCUCAGAUGUGGAAGACCCAGUGGACCAUGCAGCAGCCAUGUGAAGGCAUGCUGGGGCAUGUUUGUUCCCUGCCAGCUGGGCUUUGCUCUCUGCCGCUGCAGACUGGUCUGGCCUUGUCUCACCUCCUUCCUCUUCCCUGCUGUCUUUGUCCUGGUUCCUUUCCUACCUCCCUGUCUUUGGAGGGGAAAUGGGCAGCCCUGGGGCUGGGAGUCCCCACCCCUCCCAAAGUCCACCUUUCACCCUUUCCAUGGCCCCUGAUUGUCCUCUUUCACGGCAGCUUUGGUGGCCCCCAAGGACAUGACUUUCUUAGGCUUCCUGAAGCCCUGGCUGGGGGAUGGGAUCUUCCUGAGUUCUGGUGACAAGUGGAGCCGCCAUCGCCGUCUGCUGACACCCGCCUUCCACUUUGACAUCCUGAAGCCCUAUGUGAAGAUUUUUAACAAGAGUGUGAACAUCAUGCACGACAAGUGGAAGCGCCUAUCCUUGGAGGGCAGUGCACGUCUGGAAAUGUUUGAGAACAUCAGCCUCAUGACCUUGGACAGUCUGCAGAAAUGCCUCUUUGGCUUUGACAGCAACUGUCAAGAGUCUCCCAGUGAAUACAUUGCUGCCAUCUUGGAGCUCAGCGCCCUGGUAGUAAAAAGGUCCCAGAAUCUCCUCAUGUUUGUGGACUUCUUUUACUACCUCACUGCUGAUGGGCGGCGCUUCCGCAAAGCCUGUGAUCUGGUGCACAACUUCACAGAUGCUGUCAUCAGGGAGAGACGCCGCACCCUCAGUAGCCAGGGUGUUGAUGAAUUUGUGAAGGCCAAGGCUAAGUCCAAGACUUUGGAUUUCAUCGAUGUGCUCUUGAUGGCCAAGGAUGAACACGGAAAGGAGCUGUCAGAUGAGGACAUCCGGGCAGAGGCUGACACCUUCAUGUUUGGAGGCCAUGACACCACAGCCAGUGCACUCUCCUGGAUCCUGUACAACCUGGCGAGACACCUGGAAUACCAGGAGCGCUGCCGGCAGGAGGUACGGGAGCUGCUGAAGGACCGAGAGCCUGAGGAGAUUGAAUGGGAUGACCUGGCUCAGCUGCCCUUCCUGACCAUGUGCAUCAAGGAGAGUCUGCGGCUUCAUCCUCCGGCCCCAGACCUUCUUCGCCGCUGCACCCAGGACAUUGUGCUACCGGAUGGCAGGGUCAUCCCCAAAGGGAGCAUCUGUAUCAUCAGCGUCUUUGGUAUUCAUCACAAUCCUUCAGUCUGGUCAGACCCUGAGGUCUACGACCCCUUCCGCUUUGACCCAGAAAACCCUCAGAAGAGGUCACCUCUGGCUUUUAUUCCCUUCUCAGCGGGGCCAAGGAACUGCAUAGGACAGACUUUCGCCAUGAGCGAGAUGAAGGUGGCGCUGGCGCUCACCCUGCUGCGCUUCCGCAUCCUGCCGGACCACAAGGAACCGCGGCGGAAGCCGGAGGUGAUCCUGCGCGCAGAGGGCGGGCUGUGGCUGCGGAUGGAGCCGCUGAGCACGGGUGCACAGUGACCCCCCAACAUCUGGCCUGGGACCACCCCCACCCACACGCCUACCGAACGAACUCUGUGGAUCCCAGAAUAAGCCGAGCCCCACUGUUCGCCAGCAGGGGGCGCAGGAGGC
Peromyscus californicus insignis is the source of this 1845-nucleotide messenger RNA. RefSeq names its product cytochrome P450 4F5. The record is from RefSeq and is a predicted model, not a curated record. The coding region runs from base 523 to 1734 and encodes 403 amino acids. NCBI's taxonomy places the organism in Eukaryota, Metazoa, Chordata, Mammalia, Rodentia, Cricetidae. The transcript is spliced from 11 exons. Gene Ontology annotation, molecular function: monooxygenase activity; iron ion binding; oxidoreductase activity, acting on paired donors, with incorporation or reduction of molecular oxygen.